Messenger RNA from Crotalus tigris (Tiger rattlesnake), 2058 nucleotides. Its product is annotated as vomeronasal type-2 receptor 26-like. Bases 1 to 2058 code for a protein of 685 amino acids. The record is from RefSeq and is a predicted model, not a curated record. Gene Ontology annotation, molecular function: G protein-coupled receptor activity. NCBI's taxonomy places the organism in Eukaryota, Metazoa, Chordata, Lepidosauria, Squamata, Viperidae. Gene Ontology annotation, biological process: G protein-coupled receptor signaling pathway. Gene Ontology annotation, cellular component: membrane. The transcript is spliced from 4 exons.
AUGUUUCCCCAAGGCAUCCAUCAAUACAAAGGGAUUCUUCACUUGCUUCUUCAUUUUAGGUGGACAUGGAUUGGAGUGCUGUAUCUAGAUGAUGACAAUGGGGAGAGAUUUGUGCAGAAUGUACUUCCAUUGUUUCCCCAGAAAGGCAUCUGCUUUGAUUUUAUUCAAAGACUCCCCAAACAAGGAUUUUCUAAUGCUAUGGAAGCUGUUGUAGAAGAUGGGAUUAAAACAUACAAGAUUAUCACUAGGGACACUUCCAAUAUUUUAGUCAUACAUGGGGAACUACAAACCAUGUCAGUUCUUCUCCUACUGCUAGGAUUGCCAGAGUAUUUUGACAUGGACAAAUCAAAAGGAAAAGUCUGGAUUAUGACAGCUCAGAUGGAUUUUGUGUCUUAUUCUUUUAAAAAACCACAGGACAUAGACUUCAUCCAUGGUGCUAUAUCCUUUGCAGUUCACUCAACAGAUGUGUUAGGAUUCCAGACUUUUCUUCAAACUAUAAAUCCCACCUUAGAAAAAGAAGAUGAUUUUCUUCAGAUCUUUUGGGAACAUGCCUUUGACUGUUCUUUACCCAAACCCAAUGAAGACAAUGUGUCUGGGAGACUUUGCACUGGGAAGGAAAAACUGGAAAGUCUCCCUGGUACUCUUUUUGAAAUGAAGAUGACUGCUCACAGCUACAACAUCUACAAUGCAGUCCAUGCUGUAGCACAUGCCUUGCACUUCAUGUAUUUAUCACAGUCCAAGCAGAGACAAAUAGGAAAAAGCAAGCAGCAGAAGAAACUUCUCAAUCAAGUUUCCUGGCAGCUCCACCCCUUUUUGAGAAAAGUUUCAUUCAACAAUAGUGCUGGUGACAUUAUUUCUUUUAAUCAAAAUGGUGAACAAAUAGUGGGAUUUGAUAUUAUAAACUGGGUAACCUUCCCAAACCACUCGUUUCGUAGAAUCAGAGUUGGAAUGAUAGACCCACAUGCUUCUUCAAAAGGGGGAAUUUUCCUUGAUGACAGUCAUAUUGUGUGGCCUGUCCGAUUUAAUCAGGGGUAUCCCCUUUCAUUGUGUAAUGACAAUUGCCAAGAGGGUUAUAGUAAAAGAAAGAAAGAAGGGAAGCCAUUUUGCUGUUAUGAUUGUUUUCCAUGUCCAGAAGGAAAAAUAUCAAAUCACAAGGAUGCAGACACCUGUUACCCAUGUCUGGUAAAUCAGUAUCCAAAUCCUCAACGACGUUUAUGCAUUCCAAAAACUUUAAGUUUCUUAUCUCUAAAAGAACCUUUAGGGGUGUCUUUAGCUGUUCUGGCUCUUUUCUUUUCUUGUCUGACUUCACUGGUGCUUUGGCUUUUCAUUAAGCAUCGAGACCUCGCAAUAGUCAAAGCCAACAACCGGAGUCUCACUUAUCUUCUCCUGAUCUCUCUCCUGCUCUCCUUCAUCUGUGCUUUAUUGUUCAUUGGGCCACCAGGGAAGGUUACAUGUCUCCUUCGCCAAACUGCAUUUGGCAUCAUCUUUUCACUAGCGGUUUCAUGUAUAUUGGCCAAAACCAUAAUUGUGGUUCUGGCCUUCAUAGCCACCAAACCUGGAUCCAAGAUAAGGAAAUGGUUGGGGAAAAGGCUGGCUUAUUCCAUUGUCCUUUCCUGUUUGCUUAUUCAAGUUAUGAUUUGUACUACGUGGCUGUCAACAGCUCCUCCAUACCCAGAUGCUGAUGUGUACUCAUCAAAUACGGAGGUUAUAUUGGAAUGUAAUGAAGGCUCCUCUACCAUGUUCUACUGUGUUCUGGGUUUCAUGGGAUUCCUAGCUAUUGUCACUUUUACUGUGGCUUUUUUAGCCAGGAAACUCCCAGACAGCUUCAAUGAAGCUAAAUUUAUUACCUUUAGCAUGCUGGUUUUUUGUAGUGUUUGGCUCUCCUUCAUUCCAUCCUAUUUGAGCACCAAAGGAAAAUACAUGGUAGCCGUGGAGAUUUUUUCCAUCUUGACCUCCAGUUUUGGGUUACUGGGAUGCAUUUUUUCCCCAAAAUGUUUUAUCAUUUUGAUGAAACCUGACUUAAAAAUUGGAACAUCUUUAACAAGAAGGAAUCAAUAA